AUGGAGAAUGAUUUUAAGAUGGAGUCAUCAUCUACCUUUGUUCUUCAGAAUUCUUCAGACACUUUGUUUUCUAUUCAGCUUUUACAUUUCAAAACAAACUUACUGGAAGCACUAGAAGAAUUACGUAUGAGAAGGGAAGCUGAAACUCAGUAUGAAGAGCAGAUUGGUAAGAUUAUUGUGGAGAUGCAAGAACUCAAGUGGCAAAAGGAGACUCUUCAGAAUCAAAAGGAAGUAUUGGCAAAACAACACAAAGAAGCAAUGGCAGUUUUUAAAAAGCAGUUGCAAAUGAAGAUGUGUUCCUUGGAAGAAGAAAAGGGAAAAUAUCAGCUUGCUACAGAAAUAAAAGAAAAAGAAAUAGAAGGAUUGAAGGAAACAUUAAAAGCAUUACAGGUUUCCAAAUAUUCUUUACAGAAGAAAGUGAGUGAAAUGGAACAGAAAGUCCAGCUACAUCUUCUGGCUAAAGAAGAUCAUCAGAAGCAAUUGACUGAAGUUGAGAAAUACUAUACGACAAUAACAGGUCAAUUUGGACUGGUAAAAGAAAACCAUGAAAAGUUAGAACAGAAUGUACAGGAAGCAAUACAGUUAAACAAAAGACUUUCAGCCUUAAAUAAAAAACAAGAAUCUGAAAUAUGCAAUUUAAAAAAGGAACUAAAAAAAGUAACCUCAGACUUGAUAAAGUUCAAGGUCACGUAUCAGCAUAAGAUGGGAGAAGAAAAUAUCAACUUAACAAUUAAAGAGCAAAAAUUCAAAGAACUUCAAGAAAGACUCAAUAUGGAACUGGAAUUAAAUAAGAAGAUUAAUGAAGAAAUGACUAGUAUUCAAGAAGAAAAGCAGGAUAUCAUCAUUUCUUUUCAAAACAUGCAGCAGUUACUUCAGCAGCAGACUCAAGCAAAUACUGAAAUAGAAGCAGAACUGAAGGUGCUAAAAGAAAAUAACCAGACCCUUGAAAGAGAUAAUGAGCUGCAAAGGGAGAAGGUAAAAGAAAAUGAAGAAAAGUUCCUUAAUCUUCAAAAUGAGCAUGAGAAAGCAUUGGGAACUUGGAAAAAGGAAGUUGAAGAACUUAGUAGAGAAAUCAAUAAGAUUAAAAAUGAAUUUUCAUCACUUAAAGAAACUCAUAUUAAAUUACAAGAACAUUACAAUGAGUUACGUAAUCAGAAGUUUGAGGAAGACAAGAAAUUUCAGGAUAUUCUGGUAGUAAAUACUGAAAAUAGUGAAAUGUCAAUGGAAAAAUCAGAAAAUACUAUGAUAGAAAAGUAUGAUUCUGGGCAAGAAAUAAAGGAAGAAACUACUGUGAGUUUUUGUUCAUAUACUGAAAAUGGAGAAAAGGAGAAAAAGAAAGAACACCUAUUUGUAGAACAAAACGUAGAAGAUUUGCAGCAUUUUAAGAAAAGUUCCAAGAAUGAACCUCAUUCUGAAACUCAGAAUGAAAAUCAAAGUGAAAUCUUGCUAAGCAAAACCCUUUGCAUAGUAAAAGAAAAAGGACAAAUCUUCACUGCUACUGACUUUGGUCAAGCAGUUAAUACAGAAGUCAAUGACAAGAUGUGCUUGGAAAAAGAUAAUGCAUGUACAGAAUUUAAAUCUCUAAGCAAUUCUUUUUUAAUAGCAGAUACAUCAACAGAAACAGAAAAGACACACCUAGAAAGGACUGAAGGAUUAGAUCAUCAUGCAGAUGUAUAUCCAGAAAUUGAAAACAACAGAUCGUUUAACAGUAUCAUAAAUAAGAUGGAUCACAGUUCAUAUCAUAAAAAUGUUUGCGAAGAUGAACCAUUUAAACAAUUGAGAUUGCCUACUGGGACUCAAGAAAAUACUACAGAGGAGGAAAUAACAAAUAGCGAGGAAGCCAAAGCAGAUUUGGAUUCAUCUCUAGAUGUGAAAAACAAUCUUGUUCAGUGUCAGAAAUACACUUUCCAAGAGUCAGGUAAUCUUAUGCUAGAUGACAAACAUUGUAAAAUAAGAAAAAUGCAACAGUUAAGUAAAAAAAGUGAGUGUGGCAUAUUGCCAUUUAAACAAACUUUAGAUUUUCAGCAAGUCUGUAUUGAGACUUCAAAGAAGCCUGAAAAAAUUAUUCCCUGUGAUACAAUUAACCACUCUACUUCAUCUGCUGCUCUCAGUGAUAAUUUGAAAGCACUUAAGAAUUCAGAUAAGGAUGUUAAUAGUAUGUCUGUGUUGGUGAAAUACAACUCAAGCCCUGAGGAAAGAACUAUUUGGAAAAAUCAGAAUGAUCUGCAAAACAGUCAAUGUAAGAACUACUUGGGAUAUUUAGAAAACAGUGUUUCUUAUCUUGAGGUUAACAAUGAGAAUAUACAUGCUUCACAAACCAAAGAUAUGAAAACUGCUGCUCACACAAAAACUUCCACAAAAUCACAGUUUUCUAACAAAGACAGUCAGAUUGAUGACAAUCAGAUGACUAAAGCCACCAAAAAAGACUGCUUCCAUUUUGUUAAUGAGAGCCAGCAUACAUUGUUAAAUAAUAGAGAGAAAAAAGCAUCUCUAAGUGACACUUCAGGAGAAAUUUACAGUGAAGGACAGCUUGAAGAAUCAUGUUCAUUUCACAUAAAGCCAUCUGGAGAUUUAGUAAACAGAAGUGGAAGGUCAGCCUUUGAUCUUUCAACUUCAAAUAAAACAACUGAGAAAACUCCAAUACAUAUGAAUUUUUUAGACCCCAGUCCUUGGUCAAAAGUAAAUCAAAUUGAAAGUCAAACAGUGAGCACUUCAACUUCUAGCAUUCCUUUAUUGCUAAAGGAGGGAGCAGUAGGUUCAUCAGAAAACACAGACAUUAUUUCAGGGACACUUUGUAAAUCUAAUGUUGUGGAUGAUGUCAAGCAUAUUGGAUCAGAUACUACCAGCAUUAACAGACUUGCUGACACUCUGAAUAACUCAAGUAUGCAUCCAGAUCCCAAGAGAGAGGCCAGUGACGAGAGGAAUGCAAUUGCAAAGACUUUUUAUGAUUCUUCUUUUCCCACAGAACAUGUGAGAACAAAGACUCUGAAAUCAGCUGUGUCACAAAGCCAGUUUCAGACAAUCAAGAUUAAAGGUAGCACAGACAUGGGUGCACUUUCUACUGGUGAAGAUGACUGGCAGAGCCUGGUAACAAAUCAGAUCAACAAAAUUGAAAAUUUUCUGAGUUUAGAAAAUGACAACCAACCUAAAAAAAGAAAAGCAGAAGAGAUGUUGGAAAAAACAAAAGAUUAAAGUAAUGUUGACAGAUGUUUUUAGUGUAAACUGAUUGUGGUUUACUAAAAGCAAUAACCUACAUGUGUAGCUGUACAGUGGGUUGUACUCACUUUUCCAGCCAUUUCUGGUGUGUUGCAGUAUUAACCUUUUGCACAGCAAAUGCCUCAAUUAAGACAGUCUAUAUUUGCAAAUAAACUCCAACGCCCCUUAGAACUGGCACUUCACCAUAUCUCCUUUCAUCAGAACUCCUGUACCUUCAAAAUGCUUUUUUACAGAACACAACUUAAAAUACAACAUAG
This is a messenger RNA of Condylura cristata (star-nosed mole), 3473 nucleotides long. It is a transcript of the gene CCDC73, whose product is annotated as coiled-coil domain containing 73. The record is from RefSeq and is a predicted model, not a curated record. NCBI's taxonomy places the organism in Eukaryota, Metazoa, Chordata, Mammalia, Eulipotyphla, Talpidae. The transcript has 17 exons. Bases 1 to 3192 code for a protein of 1063 amino acids.